AUGCGUCGUCUCGCAGCCAGAGCCGCCUCUUCCGCGACUGCCGGCCGUGUUGCCUCGCUCAGCUCGUCCAGCGCGCCUCGAUCUGCUCUUUUGCUGUCUUCGUCCGUCUCGCCUCUAAAAAGGAUGUCGCCGCCGUCGCCCAAGGCAGCCACCUCGGCUGCUGCCAUCCGGAGGCUACAUGCCACGGCCCAGCACUUCCAGAAUAUCACUCCGGCCUUUGGCCUCAACAGCACCGCAACCAGCUACCCGACAUCCCACGACAAGGUCGAGCAGUAUGAGACCCCGUGGUUCAUCGACAACGAGUUCAAGCCCUCGGCCACGACCGAGUUCAUCGAUGUCCAUGACCCGGCCACCAACAAGCUGCUCACUCGCGUGCCGCAGAACACAGAUGAGGAGCUCAAAGCUGCUGUUGCCUCGGCACAGAAGGCCUUCGAGUCAUGGCGCAAUACGACUGUGCUUCACCGGCAGCAGAUCAUGUUCCGCUUUGUGGCCCUGAUCCGCGAGAACUGGGACCGUCUGGCCGCUAGCAUCACCCUUGAGCAGGGCAAGACUUUUGCCGAUGCCAAGGGUGAUGUGCUACGCGGGCUGCAGGUUGCUGAGGCUGCCUGCGCUGCUCCUGAGCUGCUUAAGGGCGAGGUACUCGAGGUUGCCAAGGAUAUGGAGACCCGUACGUACCGCGAGCCCUUGGGCGUCGUGGCCGCCAUUUGCCCCUUCAACUUCCCCGCCAUGAUCCCGCUGUGGUGCAUUCCCAUCGCCACGGUGACGGGCAACACCAUCAUUCUCAAGCCGUCUGAGCGUGACCCCGGCGCGGCUAUGAUCCUGGUCGAGCUGGCCAAGAAGGCCGGUUUCCCCGAGGGCGUCAUCAACGUGGUGCACGGCGCCCAUAAGACGGUUAACUUCCUUCUCGACGAGCCCGCUAUCAAGGCCAUCAGCUUCGUCGGCGGCAACAAGGCCGGCGAGUACAUCUUCAGCCGUGGCUCGGCCAACGGCAAGCGUGUGCAGGCCAACCUUGGUGCCAAGAACCACGCUGCCGUUCUUCCCGACGCCAACAAGAACCACUUCCUCAACGCAGUCGUCGGCGCGGCCUUCGGUGCCGCUGGCCAGCGCUGUAUGGCCCUGUCGACACUCGUUACGGUUGGUGAGACCAAGGACUGGCUGCCCGAGCUGGCUGAGCGCGCCAAGGCACUGCAGGUCAACGCCGGCUUCGAGCCCGGCGCCGACCUGGGCCCCGUCAUCACACCCCAGAGCAAAGCCCGCAUCGAGUCACUGAUCGCCUCGGCCGAGGAGGAAGGCGCGACCAUCCUGCUCGACGGCCGCGGCUACAAGCCGGAGAAGUACCCGGACGGCAACUGGAUCGCGCCGACCAUCAUCACCAACGUCAAGCCGCACAUGCGAUGCUACCGCGAGGAGAUCUUUGGCCCCGUGUUGGUCGUCCUCAACGUCGACACGCUGGACGAGGCCAUCGACCUCAUCAACGCCAACGAGUACGGCAACGGCGUGGCCAUCUUUACGCGCAGCGGCGCCACGGCCGAGAAGUUCCGCCGCCGCAUCGAAGCUGGCCAGGUCGGCAUCAACGUGCCGAUUCCUGUGCCGCUGCCUAUGUUCAGCUUCACGGGCAACAAGAAGAGCGUUGCUGGCGGUGGUGCCAACACCUUCUACGGCCGGCCCGGCAUUAACUUCUACACGCAGCUCAAGACCGUUACAACCAUGUGGAGCCAGGAGGAUGCACUGGGCAAGAAGGCCGAUGUAGCCAUGCCUACACACAGCUGA
Thermochaetoides thermophila DSM 1495 is the source of this 1770-nucleotide messenger RNA. RefSeq names its product methylmalonate-semialdehyde dehydrogenase-like protein. The record is from RefSeq and is a predicted model, not a curated record. The transcript has a single exon. Lineage: Eukaryota; Fungi; Ascomycota; Sordariomycetes; Sordariales; Chaetomiaceae. Gene Ontology annotation, cellular component: mitochondrion. Gene Ontology annotation, molecular function: methylmalonate-semialdehyde dehydrogenase (acylating, NAD+) activity; malonate-semialdehyde dehydrogenase (acetylating, [NAD(P)+]) activity. The coding region runs from base 1 to 1770 and encodes 589 amino acids. Gene Ontology annotation, biological process: thymine catabolic process; L-valine catabolic process.